Molecule: messenger RNA, 1053 nt
Organism: Talpa occidentalis (Iberian mole)
Lineage: Eukaryota; Metazoa; Chordata; Mammalia; Eulipotyphla; Talpidae
Gene: CHCT1
Product: CHD1 helical C-terminal domain containing 1
Exons: 6
Coding region: 123-836 (237 amino acids)
Source: RefSeq, a predicted model, not a curated record
CUCAGAGUUCUGGAGCCAACCUGCCUCACUCCCUGAGAUGCUCAGGUCACAGAAGCAGCAAGUCAGAAGCCUGAGGGGACUGACGGAGUGCAGCGCUGGAGGCCGCUAGAGCCUCUGUGGGGAUGGAGGCCUCAGAAGGGCAAGGUGGUGAAGAGGAUAAGCCACAGGAGACGGUGACGGACGUGCCCUGCUUAGAGAGGCGCUCCAGCACCACCCCUGCCAGGGAUGCGCUUGUGCGCCAUGCCAAGGGCCUGGGCCAGGACACCUUCAAAAUUUGUAAAGAAUAUCUAAGGCCGCUGAAGAAGUUCCUGAGAAAGUUGCAUCCGCCCAGGGACCUUCCCCAGAAGAAGAAGCUAAAGUACAUGAAGCAGAGUCUGGUGGUCCUAGGGGACCACAUUAACACCUUCCUGAAGCACUACUGCCGAGCCUGGGAAAUCAAGCACUGGAAAAAGAUGCUGUGGAGAUUUGUCUCCCUCUUCUCAGAAUUGGAGGCCAAGCAGCUUCGCAGGCUCUAUAAGUACACCAAGAGCAACCAGACAGCCAAGUCCCUGGUGGCGUUCUGCCCGUUGGACACCCGGGAGAGCUCCUUGCUGGCCGAGCAGGAAGACAGUCUGCCCAAGCUCUGCAGCGCCUGGGGGCUGCGAGGCAACAUCAGCGGCAUGAAGGAAAGGCUGUCCAAGAUGCAGGCCCCGGGCCACCACGAGGCCUCCCUGCUGGGGGAGCCAAUGUCCCCGCUCCACAUCAGGAGAGGUCCUUUAAGGAAACAUCCUCAAAAUUCAAAACUCAAGAGAAAGAGGAUUAUGGAGGCCUCAGAAGCUCCAGAGACCUGCCCAUAAGAAGGCUAUCUGGGUCAGAGGACAGCACCCUUGGGGUCCCAGAGCAUUUAUCUUCAAUACCUGUUCACUGCGGGAUGGAGAACUUUGAAGGACAGGAAAGAAAACUGUCUUUAUCUAAAGGAUACACAGGUCUUAAUUAUUUCUAAAUGGGGGAGAAAAUAAACAUCCUUAAGAUGGUUUUACUUUACUUGGCUAACAAUCACCAUUCAUUUGUUAU